Molecule: messenger RNA, 1138 nt
Organism: Tripterygium wilfordii
Lineage: Eukaryota; Viridiplantae; Streptophyta; Magnoliopsida; Celastrales; Celastraceae
Product: axial regulator YABBY 5-like
Exons: 8
Coding region: 361-957 (198 amino acids)
Biological process (GO): multicellular organism development; abaxial cell fate specification; cell fate commitment
Cellular component (GO): nucleus
Source: RefSeq, a predicted model, not a curated record
UAGCCUGAUUUAACCUAAAUAAGUGAACCCAUUGAAACCCAAAUAUAACCUUUCAUGACGGUCGACCCAAUUAAUAAGCAUCAUCAACUCCUCAAUAUACCACUCUUUCUUUUUCUUUACUUUUCUCUCACUAGUAAUUAUUUCUUGGGAUUCUAUUUAUAUUUGUAUAUGUAAUGGUGUGAUACAACACAUUGCUAGCCCUGUCUGGAAGCUAAGGAUUUUUGGGGUUGGAAUAAUUGAAAAUCCCCUUUUCUCUUCCUAUAUAAGAUAAUUAGUUUUGCUUUCUUUCUGAUCAUUUGAGCUUGUUGAGCUAAGAAAAACUAAGAAAUUAAGAAGAAGAAAAAGAGGAAGAGGAAGAAGAUGUCAAGCUGCAUAGAUGUGUCAUCAUCAUCAUCAGAGCAACUGUGCUACAUCCCUUGCAACUUCUGCAAUAUAGUCCUCGCGGUAAGUGUACCAUGCAGCAGCUUGAUGGACAUAGUGACGGUCCGAUGCGGGCACUGCACCAAUCUGUGGUCUGUCAACAUGGCUGCCGCCUUUCAGUCACUCUCAUGGCAUCAAGAUGUUGUUCAGGUGGCUAAUACUAAGGUACCCAAUUAUAUGGCACCAGAUUACAGAAUUGAUCAUUUGGGUUCCUCUUCUAAACCCAACAAGCACUCAAUGAGACAAGCACCACCCACCAAUGUCUCCUCUGAGGAGAGGACUGUGAAUCGCCCUCCAGAGAAGAGGCAGCGAGUACCUUCUGCAUAUAAUCAAUUCAUAAAGGAGGAGAUUCAGAGGAUCAAAGCCAAUAAUCCAGAUAUCAGCCAUAGAGAAGCAUUCAGUACUGCAGCCAAAAAUUGGGCACAUUUCCCUCAUAUUCACUUUGGAUUGAUGCUGGAGACCAACAAUAACCAACCUAAGCUGGACAAUGCAUCCGGGAAUCUUCUUGUGAAUAGGGCAGCACAACAAAAGAAGUGAUGCUUCUUAAUUUUCAAAUACAAGAUUUGACAUGAAUCUAUCUACCUAUAUAUAUAUAUUCCUACUUCUAUAUGUACCAAGAAUAUUUAUUUAUAAUUUACUUCGCUUGAAGUAAAGCUUUAUUGCAUGCUUUCGGACUUAAUGAUCAAUACAUCAUCUAAAUAAAUUUCCUAAUUCUGUA